This is a messenger RNA of Leptonychotes weddellii (Weddell seal), 2551 nucleotides long. The record is from RefSeq and is a predicted model, not a curated record. Lineage: Eukaryota; Metazoa; Chordata; Mammalia; Carnivora; Phocidae.
CUGAUCAUCCACUGGCUGUGUGUCUGCACAUGGUGAUUGAGCACCUUCCCGCACCCCCCGUUCUGCACAUGGUCAUUGAGCACCUUCCCGGGCCCCCCGUUCUGCACAUGGUCAUUGAGCACCUUCCUGGGCCCCCCGUUCUGCACAUGGUCAUUGUCACCUUCCUGGGCCUGAGCGAGGCUUACAAGGGUGGGAGCCUGCCAGGUCACCAGCAGGAGGCAGAACGGGGCCUCCAGUCCCAGCAGGCCUGGGUCCAGCACUGCUCCCCAGCCUCCUGGCCCCAAACCCAGGAACUCGAACUUGGAAAAGCACCUUCCCACUUGGCAACAGGCAGCCUGGGAUGGGCCCCGAUAAGCAACCCCAUCCGUGUGUGUCCAUGAGUGGGCUGGGGGGGGGCGGCAGGUGUUUCCAGGUGGUGAGGUGUGGCGGGUAGUCCCUGAUGACACUGGCUCUGCUGCUCCCCCAGGUCAAAGAGAUCCUGACGGCUCUGGGCUUGUUGUCUUGUGCCAACACGCGGACUGGGAGCCUCUCGGGCGGCCAGCGGAAGCGCCUGGCCAUUGCCCUGGAGCUGGUGAACAACCCUCCUGUCAUGUUCUUUGAUGAGCCCACCAGUGGGCUGGACAGUGCCUCCUGCUUCCAGGUGGUCUCCCUGAUGAAAGGGCUGGCUCAAGGAGGGAGGUCCAUCAUCUGUACCAUCCACCAGCCCAGCGCCAAGCUCUUCGAACUCUUCGACCAGCUUUAUGUCCUUAGUCAAGGACAAUGUGUGUACCGGGGAAAAGUCUCAAAUCUUGUACCAUACUUGAGGGAUUUAGGUCUGAACUGCCCAACCUAUCACAACCCAGCUGAUUUUGUCAUGGAGGUCGCGUCCGGCGAAUACGGCGAUCAGAACGGCCGCCUGGUGAGAGCCGUCCGGGAGGGCAUGUGUGACUCCGACCACAGGAGAGAGCCUGGGGGGGAUGCCGAGGUGAACCCUUUUCUUUGGCACCGGCCCUCUGAAGAGGUAAAGCAGGCAAAACGAUUGAAGGGGUGGAGAAAGGACUCCACCUCCACGGAGGGCUGCCACAGCUUUUCAGCCAGCUGCCUCACCCAGUUCUGCAUCCUCUUCAAGCGGACUUUCCUCAGUAUCAUGAGGGAUUCGGUCCUGACGCACCUGCGGAUCACGUCUCACAUUGGAAUCGGCCUCCUCAUCGGCCUGCUGUACCUGGGGAUUGGGAACGAAGCCAAGAAGGUCCUGAGUAACUCCGGCUUCCUCUUCUUUUCCAUGCUGUUCCUCAUGUUCGCCGCCCUCAUGCCCACCGUUCUCACGUUUCCCCUGGAGAUGGGAGUAUUUCUUCGGGAACACCUGAAUUACUGGUACAGCCUGAAGGCCUACUACCUAGCCAAGACCAUGGCCGACGUGCCUUUCCAGCAUCGUGUACUGGAUGACGUCGCAGCCGUCCGACGCCGUGAGGUUCGUGCUGUUCGCCGCGCUGGGCACCAUGACGUCCCUGGUGGCACAGUCCCUGGGUCUGCUCAUUGGAGCCGCAUCCACGUCCCUGCAGAUUGGCUUCAGCAGGUCGCUGCCCGGGGAAGGAACCGCACCGCGGCGGCUGGUCGGGGUUGGCACAAUGACAACAGCAGGUGUCCGUGGCCUUUGUGCCUGCCAGGCGCUGUUCCCAGCACUGUCCUCAUCAUAGCUCAUUGCUCCCUGGCAGCCCACAAGCUAGGGUGGUGCUAUCCCCAUUUUGUAGUGGGGGAGACUGAGGCCCAGAGAGGCGACGUGACCUGGUCAGGGUCGUGUGGCUGGCUCCGAGUCCAAGCUCUCAACGCCUAUGUUUUGUUGCCUCUGGGGGAUCCGCUCCGCCAUCCCUUGGCCCUCUAACGGCAGCCUGCGCCCCUACCCUGACCCGGGGCUUCACGUGCCCCCCAACCUGCCAACCCCCACGUGUGCACUGCGGCGCCUGCAGGGUGCUCAGGUCAGCUCUGUCCCCCACCACAAAGCCACAACUCUGGUGAAUCGUGUGCCCCUCAGGCCUUCCACCACACGCCCUCCCCUGUCGCUGCAUGUGAUGGACUCUCCGUUUCCGUCUUCAGAGCCCCCUGCCAGUGACCACUGGGCCCCUCAUCCGUGGGUAGGCAUAGCGAUGGUGUGCAUGGGGUGCAUCGGGAGGCCGUGGAAAGUGCUCGGCCCCACCAGCCGCCGCGAGAGCCCAGGGAAAGGUGCUCUUUGCUGCUUCCUCCCUCGGACACGGCAGCAGCACCUGACUGUCCACUCCUCCGGAUGCCGUGCCGCAGCCUCAUCGUUGUUCCCCUUGGUCCCUGCCUCCUGCAGGAGGCUCUCUCUUCGCCACCCCCCCGCCCCCAGCUGGGGCCCGCUGCUCUCUGCGCGGAGACAGGCUGCAGGUUGGAAGACAGGGGCCCUUAGUGCCAUCCUGGCCUUGUGUGACCAGCCGGGAGCCCCGGCCCUUUCCCAGCUGCUGGUGACUCUCCCCAGACGCGUGGGAUAUGGCCUCCGGGGGACACCUGAGGAAACUGGGCAGGAUUCCCACCUGCUGCCCCUGAGCACGUCCCC